UCGCCCUUGGCGGUAGCAGCUCCCCACAGCCCUCGAUCUCGUCGCGCACGCCGCCGACAGAGCUCCCGCAUCUCGCAACUGCUGUACUAGCCAGCAGUCGCGGACCAACUAGACUCAGCCCAGCAUGCCGAAGAAUAAGGGAAAGGGUGGAAAGAACCGUCGGCGCGGAAAGAACGACAACGACGACGACAAGCGCGAGCUGGUCUUCCGCGAGGACGGCCAGGAGUAUGCGCAGGUGACGAAGAUGCUCGGGAACGGGCGCCUUGAGGCGCAGUGCUUUGACGGCGAGAAGCGCCUCGCGCAUAUCCGAGGGAAGAUGCGCAAGAAGGUGUGGAUCAACCAGGGUGAUAUCAUCCUCAUCUCCCUGCGCGAGUUCCAGGACGACAAGGCGGACGUGAUCGUAAAAUACACGCCGGAUGAGGCGAGGAAUCUCAAGGCGUACGGCGAGCUGCCCGAAAACGCGAAGAUUACGGAGAACACGUUCGACGAGGAGGAGGGCGAGUGCACUUUCGAGUUCGGGGACGACGAGGAGCUCGACAUCGACGAGAUCUAGAGGAGCCACCAUAUCCCCGCCAAGUCUCGCUAUCCCCGCCA
Schizophyllum commune H4-8 is the source of this 594-nucleotide messenger RNA. Its product is annotated as nucleic acid-binding protein. The record is from RefSeq and is a predicted model, not a curated record. Gene Ontology annotation, molecular function: RNA binding; translation initiation factor activity. Gene Ontology annotation, cellular component: cytoplasm. NCBI's taxonomy places the organism in Eukaryota, Fungi, Basidiomycota, Agaricomycetes, Agaricales, Schizophyllaceae. Bases 125 to 553 code for a protein of 142 amino acids. The transcript is spliced from 5 exons. Gene Ontology annotation, biological process: translational initiation.